Messenger RNA from Erythranthe guttata (spotted monkey flower), 1740 nucleotides. RefSeq names its product monodehydroascorbate reductase 4, peroxisomal. NCBI's taxonomy places the organism in Eukaryota, Viridiplantae, Streptophyta, Magnoliopsida, Lamiales, Phrymaceae. The record is from RefSeq and is a predicted model, not a curated record. Gene Ontology annotation, cellular component: cytoplasm. Gene Ontology annotation, molecular function: oxidoreductase activity, acting on NAD(P)H.
GAGAGAGAGAGAGGGAUAGAGGUGGGCGGGGGUGCAGCAGCAAAUGGGGAGAGCGUUUGUGUAUGUGAUAAUCGGAGGCGGGGUGGCUGGUGGCUACGCCGCCCAUGAAUUCGUCAAGAGAGGCGUCUCUCAGGGUGAACUCUGCAUCAUCUCCGAAGAGACUGUUGCACCCUAUGAAAGGCCUGCAUUGAGCAAAGGUUACUUACUUCCGGAAGAUCCUGCACGCCUCCCUUCAUUUCACUGUUGUGUAGGUUCCAACGAGGAAAGAUUGGCUCCAAAAUGGUACAAGGAAAAUGGUAUUGAAUUGAUUCUUGGAACUCGAGUCAAGUCUGCUGAUGUUAGACGGAAGACACUGCUAACUGCAACAGGAGAAACCAUAAGCUACAAAUAUCUCAUCAUUGCAACAGGUGCUCGGGCUUUGAAGCUUGAAGAGUUUGGAGUAAAUGCGUUAGACGCAACAAAUGUGUGUUAUUUAAGAGACUUGGCUGAUGCGGACAGGCUUGUUGAUGUGAUCCAAUCUUCUAGUGGUGGAAAUGCCGUUGUUAUCGGAGGAGGCUAUAUAGGGAUGGAAUGUGCUGCUUCUUUAGUCAUUAACAAAUUAAAUGUGACAAUGGUUUUUCCAGAGGCACAAUGUAUGGCCCGUUUAUUUACCCCCAAGAUCGCUAAUUACUACGAAGAAUUUUAUCAGUCUAAAGGGAUUAAGUUCAUCAAAGGAACUGUGUUGACAUCAUUUGAUUUCAACUCUGAUGGGAAGGUGACUGCAGUUAAUCUCCGAGACGGGACCAAGCUCCCCGCAGACCUAGUCGUGAUCGGAAUCGGGAUCCGCCCAAACACAAGCCUCUUCGAGGGUCAACUCACAAUGGAAAAGGGAGGAAUCAAAGUCAACGGCAAGAUGCAGUCAAGCAACGCCUCCGUCUAUGCAGUUGGAGACGUGGCGGCAUUUCCGGUCAGAAUCGUCUCCGACACACGCCGCCUUGAGCACGUGGACUCUGCCCGGAAGUCCGCCCGCCACGCUGUCUCCGCCAUAGUGGACCCCACAAACACGGGAGAGUUCGACUACCUCCCGUUUUUCUACUCCAGGGUGUUCACUCUCUCCUGGCAGUUCUACGGUGACAAUUCAGGCGAGGCUGUUCAUUUUGGGGAGUUCGAUAAAACUACCUUCGGUGCGUACUGGGUGAAUAACGGGGUUCUUGUGGGGUCGUUUCUUGAGGGAGGGACUAAAGAGCAGUACGAGGCGAUGGCUUUGGUGAGUAGGGUGAAGCCGAGAGUGGAGGAUUUAGGUGAGCUUGAGAGGUUGGGUUUGGAGUUCGCUUUGUCUGUGAAGGAGAAACCGUCACCUGCUGCAGGGGAGAUUAUCGUUGUGGGUGGGGGUGGGGGUGGGGGUGCGAGUGGGGGUGGAGGGGUCGGUGUUGUGGUGGAGAAGCCAUUGUAUGGUUGGCAUGCUGCUGCUGGAGUUAUUGUUGCUGCUUCUAUAGCUGCGUUUGCUUACUGGUACGGAAGGAGGCGUAGAAGGUGGUGAAGAAUCUACUACUCUACACACGACACGUAAUUUAUUUUGUGGUAGAAAACAAGGGAUUUAAGAAUUGUUUUAUCUGAUUAGAAUUUGUAAAUGGAUCUUAUUUCUGAGUUCUUGCAUAUGUAUUGAAUCUUGUUGUGAAAUGAGGUGUCAAAAAGUUGUAAUUGAAUAAUGGUGUUGCUCGGAUGUCUCCUAAGUUAUAAUAAGGGCUUUUAUGUUGAAAA